GAGAGAUUCGAUUCAGUUUUAUUUAUAUAGCGCUUUUCACAAUUGUUCAUUGUUCCAAAGCAGCUUUACAUGAAAUAGAAACAAAGAAAAGCAAAAACAACAGAAGCAGGGUCGUUUUUAAAUAUAGUUUAGAAUGGAGUACACGAAGUUACGUGAUAAUAAUCAUAGUGCUUGUGUGGGAGCCGCCUGUUUCCUUUUUUAGAGGUUGUUGCAAUAUUUAGUUUGGAGAGAGUGAAAGGGGACAAAUGUAGAAAUAAAUAUUAUUCCCUCUUAGGCCCUCUUGACCAAGUGACGUUCCAAGUGUGCCGAUGUUUUAAACAGAAUUGGGCAGUUUAACAGUUUCUGUCACUCCUGUUGUCUGCUAUUACAAUUCGGUAUGUGCUGAUUAUGGGAAUUCAACACUGUAAAAUGUUUACUUUGGAAGCAGAAAAUGAAGAAAAUGUUGAUUGCAUGGCUAAUGGGAACAGGAAGGAAGGAGAAACUAAAUUGCCUCUGCUGAAAACAUUAACCUUAAACCUGUUUGCUUGAACCGCCUGUGGAUUUCCCGUCGUAAUGUGACAGCUUGUUAUGGUACGUUAUGUUUUAUCACUCAUUGCAAUUUGGAUGGACAUGAAAACAAAUAUUUCAUAUGAAUCUCUGUGAGUGACAGUGUGCAAGAUGAAUGAAUAGGCUCAGGUAGUACCUUAUUAGUCAUUCACGAAUAACAAGCGCACACACAUUUUCAAAAUGCAUAAGUACCCCCCUCCCUUAACCCCCACAACCAAUCACUGUCUUCUUUUUCGCUCCAUUCCCCAUCUCCCUCUUCUCCCCACCCACUCCGUUCUACUGCGCGAGUUCUCUCUCUCUCUCUCUCUCUCUCUCUCCUCACCCCUCGCAGGCACGCGGUCUGUCAGUGGAGAAGAGGGCUUCAAAAUCCAGCAGUAUAGCUCAAAGUGACCGCCACCCUGGGCUGACACACGACAAAGGGCUGUUUUCUGCGUACUGGAAUUGUUGGAUUCACCAUACAAGGAUUUCUUGCAGGACAAUGUUGUUGAAAACCACGAGCGAGUAAACUCUGAGGUGGAACCAUGUGUUGGACUUAAUUAUAAAUGCUAAACCACUCGGCGCUUCGAGCAACACCGUCUGUGCAAUUACUUCAAGAGAUGACCACUGUGUCAAUAGAGCCUAUAGUGGCGAUGGUGGAGAAGGCUUCCAAUGUUACCGAGAUCCCAGUUGAAGCGUCUACCGAAAAUAUGGCUGCAACCUUCACCAUCGGCACCAUCCUGUCGUUGAUGUGUCUGGUGGGCGUUUCUGGAAACAUCUACACGCUAGUGGUCAUGUGCCACUCGAUGCGCUCGGCUGCCUCCAUGUACAUCUACAUCAUCAACCUGGCACUAGCAGAUCUCCUUUACUUACUCACUAUUCCAUUUGUGGUGUGUACGCAUUUCCUAAAAGGAUGGUACUUUGGCGAUGUUGGGUGUCGAAUUCUUAUUAGUAUGGACUUUCUCACCAUGCAUGCCAGCAUUUUCACGCUUACAGUUAUGAGUACAGAACGUUACUUUGCCGUACUCAAACCUUUGGAUACAGUGAAACGCUCCAAAAGCUACCGAAAGGCGAUUGCGCUGCUGGUAUGGACGGCUUCUUUGAUUCUCACCCUACCCAUGAUUAUUGGUGUCCAGCUAAUGACACAGAGCUCCAAGCCCAUGUGUCAACCCACACUGAGCCCACUGUCUUAUAAAAUCUACAUUUCGUUUCUCUUUGGCACCAGCAUCGUGGCUCCAGGGGUGAUAAUCGGUUACCUGUACAUACGCCUGGCAAGGACCUACUGGAUCUCCCAGACGGAGACGUUCAAGCAGACCAAAAAGCUCCCAAACCAGAAGGUUCUGUAUAUGAUAUUCACUAUCGUGCUCCUCUUCUGGGCCUGCUUCCUGCCUUUUUGGAUCUGGCAGCUUCUAGGUCAGUUCCAGCCCGAGCUGACUCUCUCAACUAAGGCCAAACGCAACAUUAACUAUCUGACCACCUGUCUGACCUAUAGCAACAGUUGUAUCAAUCCGUUCCUCUACACCCUGCUCACUAAGAACUACAAGGAGUAUCUCAAAAAGAGACAGAGGACUUGGACGGCCGGCAGUUACCUUAACCGCAGAAACCGCUUUCAGCGCUCACCCCGUCGUUCCCUGUCCGCCAGCAGUCAGCAGUGCACAGAAAGCUUUGUGCUUGCGCAAACGUCCUGCACCAAUAACAGCAGCCUUUGAGACAGGUACCCCAGCUGUCACUGGGGCUGUACCCACACUGAAAAAACAAACUUUUUGGUGUAGUAAUAUAUAUUAGAUUGACUCUAAUAAUUUCUACAUAAUAAUAUAAACAUUUAUUGAGAACUAGAUAUUCCUAAGUAAAAUGAUGAUAAAUACACAAUUAAUUCAUGUAGAGAAUGAACUAUGUGGGAAUAGUACAGUAAGUCGUAUUAGAUAUUUCCUUGUAUUAUUUAACUGUUUUAUAGUCACUGCACAUUGUCCUAAAAUAAUUAAGUACAUUUUAAUCAAAAUCUUUAGCAGAUUCAAUAAAAAAAUCUUAGUUAAUUUAACUUAAGAAUAUUAAAUCCAUUAAACAAAAAAAAAAAAUCAAGUAAAAUUAACUUAAAUUCAUUUGCACAUGUUGUAAGGAAUACCCACAAUCCUUUGUGCCUGAAUAUUUAUUUUUUAAGCUUUAUCACAGAAUAAGAACUGAUAAGAAUUUAAGUACUUAAAUAUUUGUUAAUAAAAUGUCAUAAAGGUUUAAGCUCUUAUAUUAUUCAUGUUGUUUUGUUGUAAAUGAUUUCAUGAACCCUGUUUAGAACAUUAUAUUGUUUUUCUCGUCACAGUGCUGACAAUGCAUGUCAAAAACGCAGUUUGUGUGCGUUUCGGUUCAGAAUCAAGUUUUGUGUUAUAACGCCAUUUAUAAUAUUAAAAAUAACUAAGUCCAUAGAACUAUAUGUUAAAAAAAUAACAAACAGUAAAUAUGAUUUAUUUAAUAUUUUUAGGACAGCAAUGCUUCAAAAAAAAAAAAAACUAAUAGACUUUACCUAAACGAUUAAAAUAAAUCUAGUUUUUUAAAAAAAAUAAUGAAGUAACAUUUACUUAAUUAUUUAAAAUAUGUUUUUCAUGCAUUAUUAAGUAGAUUUUAUUUGAUUUUAGUAGGUAAGUUGUACUUAAAAAAGCAGUAAAUUUGACUUUAAAAAAUCCUCGUAACAAUUUGCACAAACUAUUUUUAACUUUUGUUUUUUUUCAGUGCAGGGACGUGCACAGGAAUUUUGAAUAAAAUAAUUAAUGUGAUGCAUUACUUCCAUCAUUAAUUAAUUCUUGCUAAAACGAAAUGUGAAAAACUAAUGUGAGAAACAGCAGACAUGUAGCUUAGUUUGCCUAAUCCCUACCAAAAAAAGUAGCCUAGGCUAGGCUUUUUUGCUUUUUUAACCUUGGAAGGGCAACGUGAGUCAAGAACGGCAUAUGGUGAGUUGCCCGGGGAACCUGAGCAACCCCCCUUUGCAGGUCCCUGGCUGUACCCUUACAAAAGUUAUAGCUAUCUCCCUAAAGAGUACAUAUUAGUAGUCUACCUCUGAAGUACUGUACAUACUGGUACCAAAGAAAGCUUAUUAGUAUCUCAUAUAUAAACAUAUUUGUAUCUAAUAAGUACAAAUCUCAGGUUGUGACUGAGAUGCUCUUGAGCAAGAUACCUUAACCCAAUGAGGAACCCCUUUCUUAAAAUAUAUAUAGCAUAUAUUUUAUGUACAGUAUAACAAAACUGUGUAAGAUAUGUGAAAUUAUAAAGACAAGAAGCAUGCAUCUAUUGACAAUCCAUAGUUUUGUCAAUCUAAAUUCCCUCCCAAAGGUCCUGAUGCAUAAUGUACUGUAUUGCCAAUGCCUCAAGGUCCACAUAUGCUUCUUUUUAUUACUAAACAAUUGUUGGACAGUGCUUUAAUUAGCCCUUUAUUAUCUCCACUGGUUUCUUCAAUGUUUGCAAUUCGCAGAUGUGCUGUGAAUGUGAAGAACCUGGAUGCUAUUUCCCCAUCCUUGGUAAUUAUUUUAAGCACCAGCAGUGCAAAUAAAUCUUUAGGUUUUUGAGUUUAAAAUCAGGUCUAAAGCAUUUUAAUUGCACAGAUGUUAAUGUCCUGGUCUAAUUACCGUAGGAUUUCUUUUGAAAUGUCAAUAUAUCUUUAUAUCAUUCUCUGUAUCAUCACUCAUAUAAAAGCAUAAAGCUGUCUGAUAAUAACUGAUCAUGACUGAGUUGUCCUGUUUUCCCCAUCUCCUCCGAGAAUUAAAAGCCCUGGCAUCUGAAUAAAUCACCUGCAGUCUUAUGGUCACAUGUUCCAAUUAGCUAGUAUAUUUCAUCUGUGUGCCCCUAAGAUAUGCCAUGGAGGAAUCACUAAUGGAAAAAGUUUACAGAGCGAUGGCUAUUUCAGGCAGGCAUUACUUUAAAAGGAUACCAAGCACCCAACAGGAAAUUCAAGUCAUGGAGUCUUUUACAGAAAAAUAACACAUAAGUUUCGAAUUUACAUACAAUUCACAUGAAAAUGUUUCAAAUGUCAUCUUGUGUUUUUCCACUUCAAUCUCAUGUGGCUUUCUGUUAAAUCGAAGCUU
Molecule: messenger RNA, 4589 nt
Organism: Paramisgurnus dabryanus
Lineage: Eukaryota; Metazoa; Chordata; Actinopteri; Cypriniformes; Cobitidae
Source: RefSeq, a predicted model, not a curated record